AAGAGGUUGUUUAUGAUUUUACCUGCCUUAAAUGCCAUGCAGUUUAGCACUUUAUUACAAGACCGCUUAGUACCAUAAUGAAUUACUGACAAGACAUAAACACAGUUACAAAACUACCCCUCUCCGCUAACAAUGGUUAAUUUCUAGCCGGCCGGCGUUUUGCAGUUUUUGCACUGCUCAUUACCAAGUUGUGUCUUACACAGUGCGCUUGUCCGUUCCCUUAGAAUUAGUGAAACAGUGUGAUAAUAGUUUUAGUGAUGGCAAAUAUUAUUGACGUGGAAAUGGAUACGUGUGAACCAGAUAGCACGGUGGAAAUCAUCGAUGUGGAAGAAGAGCCAGUGACUGAAGAGCGAACUCCGUUGCAGGUUUUGAGUUAUGAGCUUGUGGAAAGGCAGAAUAUGUGUGCGGCUAUGGUGGCGGCCAGUAUUCGAGAUAGAGACCGCGUCCGUACACAACUAGAGGAAGCCCGAAAACGACGGGCGAGCGUCACGGCGGAUUAUCUGCAGGUGAUGCAGUUGAGUAAAAAUGCUACUCGAAGCCUCGCGGACGUCAAAACUUCACUUGAGGACGCCAUGAGGAAGCGCGUUGCUCUGCUGAAAGAAAUCGAAACUGAAAAGAUGUGGAGACCGCCGAGCGCUGAAAUGUGUCUAAAAAAGCAGCAGGAACUAAAAGAAAGAGUCGAACAUAUGAGAGCCAUUUUGGGUAUGGGCAAAAUACGCACACCCGAUGAUUGUUGACUUUGUAAUGAGGUCAACUACAUAGAAGAGUAGGUAAACUCUUCUUAUUACUAGUCUAAAACUAUUAGUCACAUAUCCGUACAAGGCGGGAAGAAGUUGAUAUAUGGCGGGAAAAAAAUUAAGAAAUUUGAACCUUAUAUAAUUUAAUUUUAAGUUCAAAUAUCUUCAGUAGAAUAUCUCGAGUUAUUAAUAAUACCCGUUCGCUUCAAGAUAGCCGUCGGCGACCGUUACAUGAUAACGUCCCGUCCCAAGGUACCAAUUAGGUACUAGCAAAGACAUGUAACUUCGUAUAACAUGAAUAAAGUCUAAGAAAAAAACGUGCCUCGGAAAUCAAGAAAAAGUCAUUCUCGGAUAGAUGGUGCACACACCUUUAGCCUAUUCUCGGCUAGAUGGCGUGACGACACCGUUUCAUAUUUAACAAUUUUAACACGUAGAUAUCAGGGAAUGAACAUGGGUCAAAAUGAUAUAAAAUUAAUAAAAUCAUUUAUCCAUAUAUAUUCAUUUUUUUAAAUAAUUUUAUAAGUACGUGUUUAUUUUGAGUUAUAGUCGUGUGUCGAUAGAUGGCAGUAAAUUUACAGUGACUACAACAUUUACUAUGACAGGACCCCUCUAUACUAUCUAUUCUUUUUGGUACUAGCACGGACUAGCCUAUAGUACUAGUAAUGUCGACAAAAAAUAAUAACGUAACUUGUACUUUAUUUUUUAACGCUCACUUUAUUUAAUAUUUUUGUGAUUGUAUUAAAUUAAAGUAAUAAAAUGCGGGGAAGCGGGCCGGGAGGUAACGGCCAACUUGAAACGAACGGGUAGUAAUACUAAUUACAUACCUUAAUAAUAAAUUGCAAUUAUUUUAGUUAAUUAGGAAAAGAACUCUAAUUGCGAUCAUAAUUUUACUAGUCCUAAAUAGUCAAAAUAAGUUAUCUCUAGGUCGUUUCCGUAAUUAAUGUUACGGUAAACUAUCGGCAGAGUUAAGGAGUCUUGUAAUUGAAGGGAUGUUUACAAAA
This is a messenger RNA of Cydia fagiglandana, 1738 nucleotides long. RefSeq lists its product as uncharacterized. The transcript is spliced from 6 exons. The coding region runs from base 258 to 737 and encodes 159 amino acids. Lineage: Eukaryota; Metazoa; Arthropoda; Insecta; Lepidoptera; Tortricidae. The record is from RefSeq and is a predicted model, not a curated record.